Gastrolobium bilobum is the source of this 4662-nucleotide messenger RNA. RefSeq lists its product as uncharacterized. The record is from RefSeq and is a predicted model, not a curated record. The coding region runs from base 1 to 4662 and encodes 1553 amino acids. The transcript is spliced from 6 exons. Gene Ontology annotation, molecular function: nucleic acid binding. Lineage: Eukaryota; Viridiplantae; Streptophyta; Magnoliopsida; Fabales; Fabaceae. Gene Ontology annotation, biological process: DNA integration.
AUGCGAGGUAGACUUCCAUCUAAAGACUUUUUGCUUGAUCCUGAAAUAUCAAGGACUGAGAGGAGACUGAGGAAGGCGGCUAGGCAGAUAAUUUGGGAAGAUUUGAAAAGCGUACCUGCACAACCAAAACAAGAGAUGGAAGGAGACAACAACGAUGAUGGUGGCAUAGGCCACAAUCCACCCCCAAGAUUGUUGGAAAGUAUUCUGACACCAGUGUUCAAUAGGCCAAACUCAAGCAUAGUCAGGCCGACGGUGGAAGCAAACAAUUUUGAGUUGAAACCAUCAUUGAUUUCUUUGGUGGCAAGAGCUCAAUAUUCUGGUGCUGACGAGGAAGACCCUCAUGAGUUCAUAGAUCGAUUUCUGAUGAUCUGUGACACCACGAAGCACAAUGGUGUGCCAGCUGAUGCUAUCAGGCUCCGACUAUUUCCUUUUGCUGUUAAGGGAAGUGCUCUCAAAUGGAUAGAAAGGCAACCAGCAAAUACUGGAGGUUCUAUUCGGCAGAGUACCUCAGAGCAAGCCCUCAAUCUGAUAAAGAAGUUGGCAAGAGAUGAAAAUGAGAGUGUUCCAGCCUCAGUAAAAAGAGGAGUGAUAAAACAAGAAAACAAUGACACUUUGCUCGCUGAACUGUUAUCCAAAAAGAUUGAUAGUAAGUUUGACAGCUUGGAGCAGCGAUUUCAAAAAUUCCAAGUGUCUCAUGUUCAAUCAACUCCUCAGGAAGCUCACAAAUCCAACGAAUGCUCUAAUUCGUUAUCAGAUGAUUCACCUCAACAAGUACAGGUGAAUGGAAUAUGGUAUGACCAGCGGCCUCAGCCGUCAAACUUUUCAAGGAACAAUAAUUAUGGUGCUGGAGGUGGUGGUGGAAAUUUUCAGCGAAGAACUCAAGGAGCUGGCAUGGAUUACAAAUCUAAUAACUACCAGCAGCCUCCACAAAUUCAAGCAAAGGAACCCUCUGAAUUGGAAAAGCUAGUGGCACAGAUGAUAGGCCAACUUGCAAAGCAGGUUUCAGACAGAAUUCCGGGUACUUUUCCUAGUAAUACAGUUAUCAAUCCAAAGGAAGAUUGCAUGGCUAUUACCACUAGAAGUGGCAAAGUUGUAGCACCGCUUGCAAAUCCAAUUCUUGAUCGUGUGGAAGACAAGGAACAAGCGGAGAAGCAGAAAGGAGCAAUUGAACCAGAGGCUGAAGUAAUUGUGAAAGAAAAGGAGAAAGAAGCCGUCAUUGAAAAGGAAAAACCAUCCUUCUUUGAUAAGAACUGCCCAUUGACCCAUGAAUAUAUAAUGGCUCAAGCACCUUACCCAGAAAGGUUCAAGAAAGAGGUUACUAACAAACAUUAUGACAGGUUCUUAGACAUCUUCAAGAAGUUGCACAUCAAUAUUCCUUUUGCAGAAGCCUUAGCAAAUAUGCCUGGAUAUGCAAAAUUCAUGAAGGAUCUGUUGAAGAAGAAUAAACUGCAAGAAUGCCAAACCGUUGAACUUACUGCAAAAAGUAGUGCAUUCAUUCAGCAGAAGAUUCCUGCUAAGCUUCGUGAUCCAGGUAGUUUUAAUAUUCCCAUUACUAUUGAUGAUAUUGCCAUUGGCAGAGCUAUUUGUGAUCUUGGGGCUAGUAUCAACUUGAUGCCUCUUUCUAUUUAUAAGUCACUGGGAAUUGAAGAAUUGAAACCCACAGAAGUUUCUCUUCAACUUGCUGAUAGAUCUGUAAGGAAACCUAACGGGAUCAUUGAAGAUGUUCUUGUCAAAGGAAUGAUUAAAUUAAGGAUGCAUGAUGAGGAACUCAAUUACAAUGUUUUUGAGGCAAUGAAAAGACCAGCUGAGAAUGAUGAUUGUUUUCAAGUUGAAGUGUUUCAAGAGCAACAUAAGAAGAUGCGUCCACAAGAAAAUGAUUAUGAGUUGAGAGCCCGGGAUCAUGUUCCUUUUGAAGGCAAAGAAGUUGCUGUGGAAGAGCUUAAAGAAAAAGCUGAUGAUAUAGAAGAUAAGCCACCCAAGGUUGAGUUGAAAACUCUGCCUGAUACUUUGAAAUAUGUAUUCUUGGGGAAUGAAGAGACUUAUCCUGUAAUUGUCAAUACGGCACUAUCUCCUGGUCAAGAAGAGGAGCUUGUUGAAGUUCUAAAAGCUCAUAAGACUGCCAUAGGGUGGUCUAUUUCUGAUUUAAAGGGUGUUAGUCCCUCUAUUUGCACACACAAAAUUCUUAUGGCAGAAAACAUCAAACCUGUGAGACAACCGCAAAGAAGGCUUAACCCGAUCAUGAAGGAGGUAAAGGGUGGUGUGACCGUUGUCAAAAAUGCAAACAAUGAGUCAUUCCCAACUAGAACUAUCACAGGUUGGAGAAUGUGUGUUGAUUACAGAAGGUUGAACACGGCUACCAGGAAAGAUCAUUUUCCACUACCCUUUGUUGAUCAGAUGCUGGAAAGACUGGCGGGCCAUGCCUAUUACUGCUUUUUAGAUGGCUAUUCAGGCUACAAUCAAAUUCCAGUAGCCCCUGAAGACCAGGAGAAGACAGCUUUCACUUGCCCAUUUGGAGUCUUCGCUUACCGACGAAUGCCAUUCGGUCUCUGUAAUGCACCUGCCACCUUCCAAAGGUGUAUGCUCUCUAUUUUUUCUGACAUGGUAGAGCGAUUUUUAGAGGUAUUUAUGGAUGACUUCUCCGUCUUUGGUUCUUGUUUUGAUUCUUGUUUAAUUAACUUGUCUAAAGUUUUGAAAAGGUGCCAAGAGACUAACCUUGUUCUGAAUUGGGAAAAGUGCCAUUUUAUGGUUAAUGAAGGUAUUGUUUUGGGGCAUAAAAUCUCCAGGAAUGGAAUUGAGGUUGAUAAAGCUAAAUUGAUCUUGAUUGAGCAACUCCCCACUCCCAUUAAUGUUCAUGCUGUUAGGAGUUUUCUAGGACAUGCAGGUUUCUACAGGAGAUUCAUCAAGGACUUCUCCAAGGUUGCUAAACCAUUGAGCCAGCUCUUGGUGAAGGACUCCGAAUUCAAAUUUGAUGAUGCAUGCCUGAAGUCUUUCACCAUAUUGAAAGAAAAGCUUACUACAGCUCCUGUGCUUACAGCCCCUGAUUGGAGCCUUCCUUUUGAGCUCAUGUGUGACGCCAGUGCUUAUGCAAUUGGUGCCGUCCUCGGUCAGCGUAAGGAAAAAUUAUUACAUGUCAUUUACUAUGCUAGCAAAGUCUUGAAUGAAGCUCAAGUUAAUUAUGCCACAACUGAGAAAGAGAUGUUAGCAGUAGUUUAUGCACUGGAUAAAUUUAGACCUUACUUGUUAGGAUCCAAAAUCAUUGUUUUUACUGAUCAUUCUGCUAUUAAGUAUCUGAUAGCUAAGCAGGAUGCUAAACCACGAUUGCUAAGGUGGAUGUUACUCUUUCAAGAGUUUGAUUUGGAGAUCCGAGACAAGAUUGGAGUGGAGAACAAAGUGGCAGAUCAUCUGUCAAGAAUCCAGGAGAAAGAGCUUCAAGAUAGUCCUGACAAAGAAAUCAACGACUAUUUUCCUGAUGAAAAAGUGAUGUCUAUUCACGUCCCUCCAUGGUUCGCAGACUUUGCCAAUUACAAAGUUGUGAAGGAGUUACCUGCUAAUCUUACUGGGCAACAACAAAAGAAAUUUCUGCGGGAUUUAAAGAGGUACUUCUGGGAUGAUCCAUAUCUAUACUUUCAAUGUGCUGACGGAAUCAUUCGUAGAUGUGUUCCUGAAGAAUUUGUCGAAAAAUGUGACAAGUGUCAGCGAGCAGGCAACAUAUCUCGCAAGGAUGAGAUGCCUCUGAAUAGUAUAUUGGAGGUAGAGUUGUUUGACGUAUGGGGCAUUGAUUUCAUGGGCCCAUUUCCCUCGUCUUAUUCCAACCUGUACAUACUGGUGGCCGUUGACUAUGUAUCCAAGUGGGUUGAGGCAAUUGCCCUUCCUACUAAUGAUGCUAUAUCAGUGGUAAAUUUCUUGAGGAAGAACAUUUUCACAAGGUUUGGAGUACCCCGAGCCAUUAUCAGUGACGGAGGUACUCACUUCUGUAACAGGCACUUUGAGAGCUUACUUGCUAAAUAUGGAGUCAAACACAGAGUUACUACACCAUACCAUCCACAAACCAGUGGACAAGUUGAAGUUUCAAACAGAGAAAUAAAGAGAAUCUUAGAAAAGACAGUGGGAAACUCUCGGAAGGAUUGGGCUAAGAAGCUUGACGAUGCACUGUGGGCAUACAGAACUGCAUUCAAAACCCCCAUAGGCAUGUCACCGUAUCAAUUGGUGUAUGGCAAAGCUUGUCAUUUGCCUGUGGAGUUGGAGUACAAGGCCUUAUGGGCCACAAAGUUUUUGAAUUUUGAACCAUCAGGAGCUCGGGAGAAAAGAUUACUUCAGUUAAAUGAGCUAGAUGAGUUCAGAAGAACUGCAUAUGAAAGUGCAAGGAUUUACAAGGAGAAGACUAAGCGGUGGCAUGAUAGCAAAAUCAAGCACAAAGAGUUUGAACCAGGACAACAGGUAUUAUUGUACAACUCUCGACUGAGGUUGUUUCCAGGUAAACUUAAAUCACGUUGGUCUGGUCCUUUUAUUGUGAAGACAGUCUUCCCAUAUGGGACAGUAGAAAUCUCCCCUCUCAAAGAGGACAGACCUUUCAAGGUCAAUGGAAAUAGAUUGAAAAUCUAUUAUGGAGAACAAACACCUAGAGACACAAUUUCUGUCUCUUUAGUUGCACCUGAACCUUAA